AUGUUCGACGUUGUCGUCGUCGGCGCCGGCCUGAGCGGUCUUCAGGCAGCCUACUCCGCCCAGCAGGCAGGCCUGUCCGUCGCGGUCGUCGAAGCCCGCGACCGCGUCGGCGGCAAGACUUGGAGCGUCCCGUUGGCGUCCGGCCGAGGCGUCGCGGACCUCGGAGCUGCGUGGAUCAACGACAAGACGCAAAAGAGAAUCGCAGGCUACAUCCGCAGGUUCAACCUCGCCACUGUGACGCAACGAUUGGAGGGCAAGGCGGUCAUGCAGGUCGACGGUGACAGCAGGAUCGAGUUUCCCUUCGGCAUCACCCCCGAGUUCUCUGAAGAGGAAAAGAGAAACCUCGAGUUCGUCCGCGACCAUAUCCAGGCCGCCUCCCUCCGCCGAGAAGCCCCGACAACCGAAGACGAUAGCCUGUCCCUGGACCAAUACGUGCGGAAGCUGGGCGCUCUCCCAAAGACGGCCGCCAUGGUCAACCUCUGGGCCAGAGUCAUGCACGGGGUCGAGUCCAGCCAGGAGUCGGCGGCUUUCUUCGUCGACUACUGCCGCCGCAACGGCGGGCUGUUCUCCAUCCGCGCUGAUGACCACACGGGCGGCAACUACCAGCGCUUUCACGGCGGAACACAGGCGAUCGCCAACGGCAUCGCCCGGCUGAUAGGGGUCAGCAACAUCCACCUCUCCGCCCCCGUCGCCUCCAUCGAGGAUCACCAGUCCCACGUCGACGUGGUCACGACCGACGGACAGCGUUUUGUCGGCAGGAAGCUCAUCAUCUCCGUACCGAGCGCCAUGCUCCGCGACAUCAACAUCGCCCCGGCCCUGCCCCGGAGGGUGCGAGAAGUCACCGACGCGUCGAGGCUCGGCCACUACAACAAGGCCAUUCUCUGCUACGACACGCCGUGGUGGAGGGACCUCGGCUACAACGGCUUCUUCAUGAGCUACACGGGGCCCGUCGCGCUGGCCCGCGAUACCAGCGUCGACGAAACCCGCCACUACGCCCUCACCUGCUUCGUCAACGGCCGGCUCGGCGAGGACUGGUCCAAGCUGUAUCCGCACGAGCGUCGCAGGCUCGUACUCCAGCAGGUCGGCGCCGUCUUUGGCGUCGGGCCCGACUCGGAGGCGUUCCGCCCGAUCGAGGUCUUUGACCAGAUCUGGAAGCACGAGCGGUUCAGCAAGGGCGCACUGGCGCCCAUUGCGGAGAUCGGGCACUAUACCGAGUACGCCGACGUGUACGGCAAGCCGGUCGGCAACAUCCACUUCGUCGGGACGGAGUACUCGGCCGAGUGGAAGGGAUAUAUGGAGGGGGCGUUAUGCUCAGGCGAGCAGGGGGCCAAGGAGGUCAUUGACGCCGUUCAGCGCGCACCCCGGGCUAAUCUGUAG
Colletotrichum destructivum is the source of this 1377-nucleotide messenger RNA. RefSeq names its product Putative flavin amine oxidase, FAD/NAD(P)-binding domain superfamily. The record is from RefSeq and is a predicted model, not a curated record. Bases 1 to 1377 code for a protein of 458 amino acids. Gene Ontology annotation, molecular function: oxidoreductase activity. The transcript is spliced from 3 exons. NCBI's taxonomy places the organism in Eukaryota, Fungi, Ascomycota, Sordariomycetes, Glomerellales, Glomerellaceae.